AUGACGAUCGAACUAGAUAAUGAAAAGCGAUAUAUUACUUCACGGCCUCUUGAAAAGCCACAGCGUGGAGAGAUGGACGUCGUGGUGUCACCAUCCGCAUCCUCACAAGCCUCAUCACGAUGCAGAUCUGAUCGGGGUGGGAGAGCACACAGACAUGCGAGUUUUAGUGAAGACUCUAGUGAGCAGGAAAAUGAUCAUACCAAUACCCCUUUAGCCAGAGCUAGACUUGUGUCCAACAUGGGGCGAGGAAAGAUCGAUUCUAAGGAAAUAUUCAAAGCAUUAGAGCCCGAUGAAGAUGGCAAAGUAGACAGUGUAAAGUUACUGGAGUUCCUAAAAAAAUCGGGACUAGCUACCUCUGAUGGUCGCAUGAGGAAUACGUACAAGGAGCUCAAGAGUCAGGACUUUGUUGACUUUGAGAGGUUCCAAACACUGAAGACUAGCAAUGAACUAGUAGGGAAGGCGUUUCGAGGAGAGCUGGCUAUCUCCGAUUUUGAAGCCUUCUGUGACGUUAUUAACGAUGCUUAUAAAGAUUUGGAGGACUGUACUGAGGGCGAAAAUGCCGACUAUAUACCAACACUGGCUACAGUUAAUCCGGACUACUGGGCGAUCAGUGUUUGUAGUGUACAUGCACAGCGCUACUCGAUAGGUGAUAGUAAGGUUCCAUUUUGUCUACAGUCAACUUGCAAGCCUCUUAACUACUGUAUGGCGGUGGAAUUACAUGGCAAGGAGAAGGUACAUGAGCACGUUGGGCAUGAGCCUAGUGGGAGGAACUUUAAUGAGAGGGUCUUGCUACAGCCGAAAGGCAUACCUCACAAUCCACUUAUCAAUGCUGGUGCAAUCAUGGUAUCAUCGCUAUUGUAUAUGGACAAGUCGGAAUGGGAGCGGUAUGAAGCGGUAACUGAGACGUGGCAGCAUCUAGCUGGGAUGUCUAGGAGGCCUCAUAUACAGUAUGAUACGUUUAUGGGGGAGCGAGCGACGGCGAAUCGGAAUUACUGUUUGGCGUAUAUGAUGGCUGAAGAGAACGCCUUCCCACCAAACACAGAUAUUCAGAAGACUCUUGAGUCCUACUUUCAAUGGUGCUCACUUGAACUAGACUGUGAGGAGAUGUCUGUUGUUGCUGCUACCCUUGCAAACGGUGGUAUUUGUCCCAAGACGGGCGAGCGUGUGUUCAGUCAGGACACGGUAUCGUCUUGUUUGUCCAUGAUGAUGAGUUGUGGUAUGUACGACUACUCUGGCGAGUUUGCAUUCACAUGUGGUUUCCCUGCAAAAUCAGGGGUCUCUGGCGUUCUAUGUAUUGUCAUACCAGGGGUUUGUGGAAUCGCCACGUUUUCACCGCGGCUGGAUGCCUUGGGAAAUUCUGUGCGAGGAGUGAAGUUCUGUCAAAUGUUGUCUAAACGACUUCCGGUGCACGCUUUCGGCGGUCCUCAAGAAUCCGUCACGGAUGAGGCACAGACUCCGCCGAAUCACCCUUUAGUGGAGCAUAGGAUACGUAAUUGUUUAGGAGAUACUUUCAGAUGGCGUACCAGUGCCCAGAUCGAUGUACUGACCAACUUUACUUUAACAGAAUAUUCUAGUUUGUGGUGGAGUGCUGCUGUUGGUGAUGCUAUUAGGAUCCGUCAUUUAGCGGCUAGAGGAAUUGACGUUCGUACGGCAGACUACGAUCUGCGUACUGCUCUGCAUUUGGCUGUGUGUAAUCAUCAUCGAGAAACUGUGAAACUGUUGAUGUUCUUGGGUGCGGACCCGGAGUUUCGCGACCGCUAUAACAACACAUCUAUCAUGGACGCUCAAAGAGAGUCGGAGGAUCGCUGUGUGCGGGAGCUGAAACGCGACAUCGCUCUUCGGGCCAGUUGUCCUCCUAUGUUGCCUGGUGAAGAUGGCGAUAUCGUCCUGGCACGGUACUUCGCUGAUAUGCCCUGGCCACUAGAUUCACGGCGCCUGAUUCGAGCAUUGGAGUGGUAUGGUCUCCCGAGAGAUUCUCCGAGGGUUCAGGCUCUACUAAAAGAUUUGGGGUGGUAUGGUAGUGUUAGAGUCGGUGGGAUGCCCGACAGUUUGUCGGUGCCUGGGUGCUUAUCAGUUCCUGAGGAUAUGAAUCUGACUGGCGAGGCUGAGGCACUAUACUCGGCUGAUGAAUUCUCGAGAAUUGCGAAGAAGCAUGAUAUCGCUGUGAAGGCUCUUUGUGGCAAGUUGAUCGUCCCGAAUUGGCCCAAGUUUACACAGAGACUGAACGAAUGCUUCUCUGCUUGUUGUGAGGAUCACCCUCAUCAAGAGAUCAUCACAGUCGGUGUGUGUACGACUGACAGUCAGCAGUAUGCUCGGGAUGAGAGCGCCUUGCCAGGGUCACCCUCAGCAGCUAGUUGUGCAUCUGAGUACUCACCGGUAUGGACCCCCGAGGAGUGUCUUAAAUGCUUUCCAACGGGUGGACUUAUACGGCCGAUUCUCUACUGUAUGGCGGUGGAAAUGCUGGGCUUGGAGGAAGUUCAUAAGUGGAUGGGAAGAGAGCCCAGUGGCGAGAAGCAAACGUAUUUAGGCCUUGACCAUUUGAAUAGGCCACAUAACCCCUUUGUGAUGAUGGGGACGAUAAAUCUGUGUGCGUUGCUGUCUAGGGGGUUGGAUAAGGAAUAUAGUGGAACUGGCAUGAGACCCUCGUUGGAAAGGGUCCUCGAGAACUGGAGGAAGUUGAGUGGUUCAGACACGGUCCCACCGGAAGCUGCUGAGCUUGGGAAAAAACUUGACAGAAGGCACUCGGACUUGGCACGGAGUAUGGCUUAUCGCUUGCGGUCUAUUCAUCGCUUUCCAAAUGGGGCGGAUAUUGACGACGCGAUUCAAUUGAUGUUUGAGACGCACGAGCGAGAGGUCAAUGUCGCUGGUGUUGCAGCAGUGGCGGCCUCCUUUGCCAACAGUGGAGUGUGUCCGAAGACCAACGAGAGGGUUUUCAAGGAUCAGACAAUCCGGUCGGGUAUGUGGGCCUACAACCUCGGUAUACCGGGUAAGAACUCCAACCUGGGCGCCGGCAUGGCAGUAGUACCGGGCGUACUCGGCAUAUGUGUGCACUGCCCGAGCUCGGAGUUCGGGGAGGAGUCGGCAGAGAAGACUAUCAGAAAUUAUGGUACUUCCGAAGAGUCUUAUUCGUUGAGUCGUAAAGGUCUGGAUUUCUUCUAUCACAUGGAGGAGACCUUCAACUUCCACUUGUUCAAGCGCCACGACCCCGUAUUGCGAGCUAGUGAUCGUCAUGUGGACCCAACACUCUAUUAUGGUUCCGUCAAGCAUGAGCUUACUAAUCAGCUUAUUAUGGCCUGCGCUAAUAAGGACGUUUAUACGGUCCAAUACCUUCUUCAGCUGGGGGUGGAUCCGAAUGUUGCCGAUUACGACAGUAGAACCGCUGUGCAUUUGGCUGCGGCUUCUGGUUGUUUGAGUGCUAUGAAGUUGCUGAUGGACGCUGGGGCUCGGCUGAAUACGUACGAUAGAUGGGGUAACACACCCUAUGAGGAGGCCAAGAGGCAUGGGCGUAAAAAUAUCGUCAAUUUCCUCGAGAAACUGGUUAUGGAGGGCUCGCCGUCUAUGCGAGAGGAGCGAAAUCAGACGAAGUCAUUGGACUCUGAUGCAGCUGAGGAUGACUUUGUUAAUGAUGCCGAAGCUGUUAUGGAGUACUUUGGCGAUGUGGAGGUGCUGGGAGUUGAGGGGGAGCCGUUGUGGUAUGACGAUAAGGAGCCGAAGGAAUGGAACACUGGAAUGCCGGCUGAAGUUGAGGUUCUUGGUAUAGACGAUGCCCCAGGGAGCGGUGGUCACCAAGAAUGAUGAUGGCAAUGUUUUAUCCAAUAUUGGAGUUGAUACACUACUUUUGAUGAACCGUUUGUGGUUACCUGUUUACUUGAACAUAACUUUGAUAAACACUUGCU
Messenger RNA from Perkinsus marinus ATCC 50983, 3896 nucleotides. Its product is annotated as glutaminase, putative. Gene Ontology annotation, molecular function: protein binding; glutaminase activity; calcium ion binding. Gene Ontology annotation, biological process: L-glutamine catabolic process. The coding region runs from base 1 to 3795 and encodes 1264 amino acids. The transcript has 34 exons. NCBI's taxonomy places the organism in Eukaryota, Perkinsozoa, Perkinsida, Perkinsidae. The record is from RefSeq and is a predicted model, not a curated record.